AACUUUGAGAACUAAUAACAAAACUAUUAAACAAAGUGAAUUAGUUGGUGACCCUAAUAUUGAACAACCUACAAUCAAGCUAAUUUUUUUUCAAGAAAUUAGCAAAUAUAUCAUCGUUGCAAUUAAUGACUUGGAAUACAAUGCUGAACUUUCACACUCUUUUUGUAUUCAACUUGAUGAGAAUACUCUUAAUAAUAUUGAAACGGAUGUUAAAAUUAUGGCUAAAUUAAUAAUAGAUGAAAUAGAGGAAGGAGAUAGCUAUAACUGGACUAUUGAAAAUGCUUAUUUCACAUGUUUCCAAAGUUAUGAACUUAUGUGUAAAUACAAAGAUUCUAGUUAUGAGAGAAUUGUUCGUUAUAAUUGUAAUAGCAAAAUAUCAAUUAAAAUUGAUAUUCCCGCAAAAAAAGCCAAGGUAGUUUUAAAUUAUAAAUUUCUUCAUGAAAAACCUACUGAUAUUGAAACUCCAGAUGAAAUAAAACAAGAGAUUAGUAAAAAUUUAUAUUUAAAUCCUAUGGAAUUACAAAAAUAUCUUCAUAAGAAAGCUAUAGAAGAAUUUAAUUUUAUAAAUUCUUCCUUUAUACCAGAUCAGCGACGUAAAGAUAAAGAAUAUUAUAUAGUUUGCUUAUCUGCUUUUCAUAAAACUGUUAUUGAAAUG
This is a messenger RNA of Racocetra fulgida, 655 nucleotides long. The record is from the annotation of a GenBank genome assembly. Lineage: Eukaryota; Fungi; Glomeromycota; Glomeromycetes; Diversisporales; Gigasporaceae.